Exophiala xenobiotica is the source of this 495-nucleotide messenger RNA. RefSeq lists its product as uncharacterized. The coding region runs from base 1 to 495 and encodes 164 amino acids. NCBI's taxonomy places the organism in Eukaryota, Fungi, Ascomycota, Eurotiomycetes, Chaetothyriales, Herpotrichiellaceae. The record is from RefSeq and is a predicted model, not a curated record. The transcript has a single exon.
AUGGGUAGCAAACCGAUCGAGACCUGCAUGUUCUUCGUGGAUGACUCCAACAUAUGGAUCGAGGCCCAAAAGUUCGCAGCCUCGGGCAAUAGCCACAUGCCCAAACUGACAGACAGCGACCGCGACCCGCGUCUCAGAAUUGACAUCGGGAAAUUGAUCGAUACGCUCCGCAACGACCGCAGCCAAGGUCCUUCGUUUCUUUAUGGCUCCCGCCCACCGCCUAACGAUUCAGUGUGGAAAGCGUUUGAGAAGUUCAAGUUCCAGACCAAGAUCUACGAUCGCGCCCAUGGUAAAGAGAAGGAGGUGGAUAAUUCCAUGGCAACGGACCUGAGCUCUAAAGCCACCGAACUCAGCAUCAGGGCCGAGUAUGACUUGAGGUACAAAGAGCAAAAAGCCAAUACGACGUUUGUCGCCAUCACUGGAGACCGCGACCUGCUCCCGCCAAUCAAGAAAGUGCUGGAAUCUGACAUCCGAGUGGAGCUCUGGGCCUGGUAG